Messenger RNA from Kwoniella shivajii, 1482 nucleotides. RefSeq names its product farnesyl-diphosphate farnesyltransferase. Gene Ontology annotation, molecular function: squalene synthase [NAD(P)H] activity. Lineage: Eukaryota; Fungi; Basidiomycota; Tremellomycetes; Tremellales; Cryptococcaceae. The transcript has 6 exons. Gene Ontology annotation, biological process: ergosterol biosynthetic process; farnesyl diphosphate metabolic process. Gene Ontology annotation, cellular component: endoplasmic reticulum membrane. The record is from RefSeq and is a predicted model, not a curated record. The coding region runs from base 1 to 1482 and encodes 493 amino acids.
AUGGAAUUUCGUGCUCUAAUCAACUUUGCGAUUUGGCGUGAUACAAGGGAUAUCUCAGAUGCAAAUGAAUUAUCUACAACGUUCUAUGAUAGACCAUCGAUGAAGAAAUGUUAUGAAUAUCUAGAUUUCACUUCAAGGAGUUUCUCCAGGGUAAUCAAAGAAUUAGAGGGUGAUCUCGCAAGAACCAUCACUUUAUUUUACUUGGUAUUGAGAGCUUUAGAUACUGUGGAAGAUGAUAUGACUAUACCCAAUUCAGUCAAAUUACCUUUAUUGAGAUCAUUCCACGAAAAAUUAUAUGAACCAGGAUGGACUUUCCAAGACUCACAAGAAAAGGAUAAAAUCGUUUUACAGGAAUUCAAUAAUAUUCAAUAUGAAUUCUCUACGCUCAAACCCGAAUACCAAGCUGUGAUUGCUGAUAUCACCAAGAAGAUGGGAGCUGGUAUGGCUGAUUUUGCGGCGUUGGCAACGCCUGAACAACCAGUGGCUGAAGUUGACAGUAUUCAAGAUUAUGAUCUUUAUUGUCAUUAUGUAGCUGGAUUAGUCGGUGAAGGAUUAUCAGGAUUGUUCGCAGCAUCAGGAAAAGAAAGAUCUUUCAUCGCGGAUCAAUUAACGUUAUCAAAUUCAAUGGGAUUGUUAUUACAAAAGACCAAUAUAUUCAGAGAUAUACAUGAAGACGUUAUUGAAGGUAGAGGAUUUUGGCCAAAAGCGAUUUGGGGUAAAUAUGGUUUUAAUUCAAUGAAAGAAUUAAUCGAUCCUUCAAAGAAAGAACAAGCUUUAUGGGCUUCGUCGGAGAUGGUUCUAGAUGCUUUGAGACACGCAACGGAUGCUUUAGAUUAUAUGACAUUAUUAAGAUGUCAAAGUGUAUUCAACUUUGUAGCUAUUCCUGCUGUAAUGGCUAUAGCUACUUUGGAGAGAACUUUUAUGAACGAGAAGAUCUUACAAGGGAAUGUGAAAAUCAGGAAAGGAGAAACUGUCAGACUCAUCCUGAGAUCAACCAACCCAAGAGAUGUCGCGUACAUUUUCCGAGAGUAUGCCAGGAAAAUUCACGCUAAAGUCCACAAAGACGAUCCAAAUCUCUUGAAGCUCAGUAUCGCAUGUUCAAAGAUUGAGCAAUGGGCCGAACACCAUUACCCAUCAUUCAUAACCGUAUCCGCUGGAUCAAGUGGCGGAGCUUCAUCAGCCAUCGAUCCCUCGUCAAAUGACGCAAGGGCCAUUUUGUUUACUAGUUUAGCUAAAGAAGCACAAGAUAGGGCUAGAAAAGAAAAGACUGACAAAUUCAUGGCUGAUUUGAAAGCCAGAGGUGUAAUCAAGGAAAGAAGUCCAGAAGAAGAAGCUGAAAUCAAAAGAAAAUACGAUGCGAUGGAUAAAGAAGGUGUACCCGUCCUCAUGAUCUUUGGUGUCAUCGUAGGGGUCUUGGCUCUAAUGGCUGCUUUGGGAGGUAUCGUGAUUUGGGUCGUAUUAAAAUACUUUGGUGAUGAAUGA